ACACCACACACAGUACAUAAAGUUCUGUGCUUUGGGUUUAUAUUUUGUUUGUUGAGAAAAUGCCCCAGAAAUUCAUAACAGUAUUCAACUCUGACUGUUACACACAUUGCUUCUACCCAAAGUUGAGAUCACAACUUCAUUCUCCAGAUCGUUUUCCUCGUGAUGUGGGUCUGCUUUCUCUCAUUACUCUCGGCAGUAACAUUUGACUUUCGGGACGCAAUGUGUGUGGCAUCGGUGCUGUGCGUGGUUUUUUUUACUCGGAAAUCACAGGGUUCUCGACCGAGUUUUCUUUUUUUUUCCGUGUUUUUAUUUUGUUGAGUGCUGGUUUUCUGCUUGAUUGGUGGCCAAAAUGGUCGGGGAAGCUUCGUUUUUUCAAUAAUAUAUUUGGUUUUUCAAUCCUGGGGCAUUCUUUAUUCUACCAAAAAAUAAAUGCCAGCUUGUUAUUGUGUAUGACCUCGAGCAGUUUCCGUUUACUUAAUCGGUUUUUAAUUUGGAAUAAUGGAUCCAGGGUCUCUUUCUUCCUGGACUACAGAUUGGCACAAGUUUGAAAAAAAGUGGGGCUUGACUCUUGUGGAUGUUGACGUACUUUUAGCCUUUCCUCCUAGUGUAGGGUUUUUUGAGAAGAGAAAAGUUACUGCAAUUCAGAAAACGAUCACUUUGACAGUUUGACUUGUCCAGCACCAACUUCUGGUAUUACCAUUGUCUGAGUUCUCAAGAGUUCUUCCACAGAAGGAAGAUGAGUUCUAGAAUCCCAUCUCAUCAGCUUAGCAAUGGCCUCUAUGUAUCUGGGAGGCCAGAGCAGCCCAAAGAGAGGACUCCAACCAUGACAUCAACAGCUGUGCCAUAUACUGGUGGAGACAUAAAAAAAUCUGGAGAGUUGGGGAAAAUGUUUGAUAUUCCUGUUGAUGGCUCUAAAUCCAGGAAAUCUGGACCAAUAACCGGUGCUCCUUCACGGACAGGAUCUUUUGGAGGAGCUGGUUCACAUUCUGGACCAAUACAGGCUAAUGCUGCUGCUCGAGCCGCCUAUACCACUUCAGGUCCAAUGACUUCUGGUGGUUCAAGUUCAAUGAAGAAAUCAAAUUCUGGGCCACUGAAUAAGCAUGGGGAACCUGUUAAAAAGUCUUCUGGUCCUCAGUCUGGGGGAGUCACACCAGUUGGGCGUCAAAACUCUGGUCCUCUUACUCCUGUUCUACCUACAACAGGUCUCAUUACAUCUGGACCCAUAUCCUCUGGUCCGCUAAAUUCUUCUGGGGCUCCUCGUAAAGUGUCUGGCCCUUUGGAAGCAACAGGUUCAAUGAAGAUGCAAGGAUCUGCCGCAGUUCACAACCAAGCUGUGACUGUUCUUAGUCAAGGUGAUGAAUAUUCCUUCAGAAGGAAUUUUCCGAAGGCGGUGUUAUGGUUAUUAAUUCUGCUUUUUGUCAUGGGUUUCAUUGCUGGUGCUUUUAUUCUUGGAGCUGUGCACAAUCCCGUUCUCCUUAUUGUAGUUGUGGUUCUUUUUGGCUUAGUUGCUGCAUCUUUCUCUUGGAAUACUUACUGGGGAAGAAGAUCUAUUAUGGGCUUCGUUGCUAAUUAUCCAGACUCUGAGCUCAGAACUGCAAAAAAUGGGCAAUUUGUGAAGGUCUCUGGGGUCGUUACCUGUGGUAAUGUGCCUCUAGAGUCAUCUUUCCAGAAAGUUCCCAGAUGUGUAUAUACAUCAACAGGUUUAUAUGAGUAUCGAGGUUGGGACUCAAAAGCUGCCAAUCCUAAACACCGGCGGUUUUCCUGGGGCCUUAGACUGCUCGAAAGGCGCGUUGUUGACUUCUACAUCUCGGAUUUCCAAUCUGGUUUAAGGGCAUUGGUUAAGACAGGUCAUGGGUCAAGAGUCACCCCUUAUGUUGAUGACUCAGUUCUCAUCAAUGUAAAUCCAACCAAAGAAGAGAUUUCACCAGAGUUUCUCCGGUGGUUGGGAGAGAGGAAUCUUUCAAGUGAUGACCGCAUCAUGCGGUUGGAAGAAGGGUACAUCAAAGAAGGAAGCACAGUAAGUGUAAUGGGGGUGGUUCAGAGGAAUGAGAAUGUGCUUAUGAUUCUUCCUCCACCAGAUCCUAUCACUACUGGUUGCCAAUGGAUCAAAUGUAUUUUCCCAGCUAGUCUUGAGGGUAUAGUGUUAAGAUGUGAAGACGCAUCCAAGAAUGAUGUGAUACCGGUUUAACAGUAGGGUAUGUGAAAUGAGAAUGCUUGUAGCAUCUUCUAAUUGGCCUCCUUAGAUAGUGUUAUUGUAUUCUUUUCCCCUCUGUUAUUAGUGGCGGUGGAAUAUCAUAUUGACAAAUUAUUAUAGAUUAAGAUGCCAAAGUUGUGUGUGUGCUCUUUAUUUUUCACCUUGAAUUGUUGUAUAGUUCUGGUUGUCUUCAUGUUCUUCUAGGCUUUGUAAACUUUGGUAAUGUUUGGUGCAGUGCAAAUUCUUACUUGGACAAGCAUAUUGUGAUUAUGCUAACAACAUGUUAAAUAGAAUACAAUCUUUCUUUGUGUUUGCAAA
This is a messenger RNA of Vigna angularis (adzuki bean), 2512 nucleotides long. RefSeq lists its product as uncharacterized. The transcript is spliced from 5 exons. Lineage: Eukaryota; Viridiplantae; Streptophyta; Magnoliopsida; Fabales; Fabaceae. Bases 737 to 2188 code for a protein of 483 amino acids. The record is from RefSeq and is a predicted model, not a curated record.